This is a messenger RNA of Rhodotorula toruloides NP11, 600 nucleotides long. RefSeq lists its product as uncharacterized. The coding region runs from base 1 to 600 and encodes 199 amino acids. The record is from RefSeq and is a predicted model, not a curated record. The transcript has 2 exons. Lineage: Eukaryota; Fungi; Basidiomycota; Microbotryomycetes; Sporidiobolales; Sporidiobolaceae.
AUGUCGGCGGCGAGGAGGCGAAGUGGCUGGUUCCCUCUCGCCAUUCACGCUCACCGCUCAGUCUGGCUCGUGCUGCGCUCCUUUGCAUUGCUGAGCAUGCCCUCUACCGCAUCCACCUCGUCUCACGGUCCCGCUCCCGCUCCCGCUCCUCCGCCUCCCAACGAGCGGAUGCCUCUCUCCUCCGUCCCCGACUUGACCAAGUUCUUCCCGCCGUUGAUCCAGGACGCCAUCUGCGCCGAGAUGAAUCGAGGAGCCGAGGGCGCUUACUACGACGAGUUCGAGCAGCUGUAUUGGAUGUACUCGGGAUGGGACGAAGUGCGGGAGGAUUUCGAGCGUGUUUGGCGUCCCAUGAUUGACGAAGUCGAGGAUUACCUAGACCUGCGCUUUGCCGCCAGGGGUGGGGGCAAUAUGGAGUUGCGGGCGGAGCUCGCCCGCGUAGAGGCCAAUUUGUUACCUCGCGCGACGCAAGUUCACUUGCGUAGGCAGGGACCGGCUGGGCUAGCCAUCCUCCGACAACGACACUUCGCUCGGCACCCUGUGCUCGAACCAUCGAGGCGACUCACUGCGUUGCCAAGCUUGCGAAGUCGGCGCGAUUCUUGA